Messenger RNA from Trypanosoma grayi, 1236 nucleotides. RefSeq names its product putative CYC2-like cyclin, putative,cyclin 6. The record is from RefSeq and is a predicted model, not a curated record. Gene Ontology annotation, biological process: regulation of cyclin-dependent protein serine/threonine kinase activity; mitotic cell cycle phase transition. The transcript has a single exon. Lineage: Eukaryota; Euglenozoa; Kinetoplastea; Trypanosomatida; Trypanosomatidae. The coding region runs from base 1 to 1236 and encodes 411 amino acids. Gene Ontology annotation, cellular component: cytoplasm; centrosome; cyclin-dependent protein kinase holoenzyme complex. Gene Ontology annotation, molecular function: cyclin-dependent protein serine/threonine kinase regulator activity.
AUGAACCCUACUACACUCCGUGAGGUCUCAAAUCUUUCCGGUGGCNCGUCAUCAGCAGCAGCAACAGCAACAGAGGUAGCAGCCAAGAUGAACCCUACUACACUCCGUGAGGUCUCAAAUCUUUCCGGUGGCGCCGUCGACGUCAAGCAGCGGUUGGCACAGCGCGUCAGCGUCAACUGGGACUCGUACCGCUUGGCCCAGCCAACGUCGACCUCUAGAUCCAGCCUCUACGGCACCACUGCAGCGGCACCAGGAGCAUCAGCAGCGGAGCGGGCGAAGGACGCGCCCGCCAGCCCGCACGCCGACAGGUACCACGCCUACGACCCUGUCUACUGCAGCGAGAUUGUGAAGGAUAUCACCAAGAUGUAUAUGGAGAGGGAGCGACUGAUAGACCUGCACUCGUCAAGCGGCCAGCUAGUGGCGUCCCCGCGGUACCUCACGUACCAACCGGAGAUCAACGAGAAGAUGCGCAUGAUACUGGUCGACUGGCUGAUUGACGUGCACCUCAAGUUCAAGCUGCACCCCGAGACGAUGUACUUGGCGGUGAACAUCAUGGACCGCUACCUCUCGUGCGUAAACACAAAGCGAUCGACGGGGGCCUACGUGGCGCGCUCACAGCUCCAGCUUGUUGGCAUCACCGGCAUCCUACUCGCUGCUAAGUACGAGGAGAUCUGGCCGCCGGAGGUGAAGGAGUGCGUGCACAUAAGCGCCAAUACGUAUACGCGGGAUGAGGUGAUAAAGAUGGAGCGCAGCAUUUGCACCGCCCUCUCGUUCCGCCUCACAGUGCCGACGCCAUUCCCAUUCAUAGUGCGCCUGCUCAGCGUUGUGGAGGGGCUUGAGCGCGGUGGCAGCGGUGCCGAAGAACUUACGGCGUACAUGACGCUGCUGCGUCACACUGCGUUCUUCUUCCUUGAGCACGCCAUGCUCGACUACAAAUGCCUGCAGUUCGUCUCAUCGCAGCACGCGAAUGCCGCGCUGUUCCUCGCCCUCGUGACGAUGCGCAUCAAACAGCAAGGAGUGUCAUGCUCCUUGGCGGGCGAGACGAUUUGGAAUCGGCAGCUGCAGCACUACAGCAAGGCGCAGGUGCGAGACUUCAAGGCCUGCGCGGAGACCAUACUGGACUUCGUGAGCUACGUCCCCACGACGAAGUACCAGGCGGUGCGGCGCAAGUACAGCAGCACCAAGUACAGCGAGGUGGCGAAGCUCAUCAUGCCCAACGAGGUCCCCGACUGUUGA